UCAGCUCCCAUGCACACAAAAAUAAUAAAACCAAGACUAUCAAAAUGGACCUGCCUAGAAGCUAGACUUCUCUUGAUUUGCUUAAAAGAUGAUAUGAACUAUAUGAAUUUAAUAUUAUAAGUCUGAAAAGAAAAUGGAUUGAUUAUGCCCAUAUGCUGCAAAAUUCUCAGUCCUUUUCGAGAUCCCCUUCCUCUGGAUUAAACUAGUCUAAUGGAUUGACGGAGGGAGUGAAAGAGACUUUUAUUCAAAAUAACAAAAAUAUUGUUCUGACUCGGGCUUCUUGGUUUUCUUUAUAAGCAGCUGGAUUAUGUUUAUAGCAGCACUGGUUAAGCUUCUUCCUCCACCAACGCCGAGCGCCCAAAAGAUAAGCCAGACAUUCAUAGAGAAACUUUUCAGAAGCACAGGAACUUUUCAUGCAGUUCAUGACACAGUUCUUCAUAGACACAGCUUUUCUUAUUGUUUGUAGUUCUUGAGGUUUCCAUUAGUGGUUCUUGAGGUUUCCACUUAGGACCCUUGAGUGCUUCUGUUUGAAGAGUUAGCAAAACGUCUGUAGCAUCUCUCUUCUUCUCCUGGUGUUUGCUACCAUCUUACUGUGAUCAAAGAGGAGGCUGAAGAGUUAUGGAUGAGAGAAGUGAUAUGGACAAGGGAGAUGAAGUGAUGAUGCCAGGUUUUCGAUUUCAUCCUACCGAUGAAGAGCUAGUGGGUUUCUAUUUGAAGAGAAAAAUUCAGCAAAAACCUCUCUCCAUUGAGCUUAUCAGACAACUGGAUAUCUACAAGUAUGAUCCAUGGGAUCUUCCAAAGCUGGCAGCUACCGGGGAGAAGGAAUGGUACUUCUACUGCCCGAGGGACCGGAAAUAUAGGAACAGUGACAGGCCGAACAGAGUGACAGGAGCUGGAUUUUGGAAGGCCACAGGAACAGACAGGCCUAUCUGCUCCUCAGAUGGAACCAAAUGCAUAGGCCUGAAGAAGUCUCUCGUCUUCUACAGGGGCAGAGCUGCCAAAGGAAUCAAAACUGAUUGGAUGAUGCACGAGUUCAGACUGCCUUCCCCUUCGAAUCCAUCAAUGCCCAAAAGGCCUCUGGACAAACAUAUUCCAGCCAAUGUAAGGAGUUCAUUGAAUCUUCUUCUACUAAAUAAAAGAAAAAUACUUUCUUUUCUGAAAAAAGCUGACCCUGCUUGGUGUCAUAAACAGGACUCAUGGGCAAUUUGCAGGAUCUUUCAGAAGACUAAUUCCAUGGCACAGAAAGCACUGUCUCAUUCUUGGGUAUCUCCAUUGCCUGAGACCAAUGAACAAGAUGUGUUCUCUGUUUCUCGGAGCGCACAUGGAAUUCCAUUUGCUUCAGAGAACAUGUCAUGCAUGGCUCAAGUGGGGUCUGCCAUCCAGUUUGGCUGUAACAAAAGCAUUCAGCAGCAGGCCUGUACUACGAGUUACUCUCCUUUGGAUAUUACCUCCUAUAAGCCCAUAGACCUGAGCAGCUGCAAACCAUCAAAUCUCCUUUCCGUUUCAAGUGCAGAGAUACCCACAAGCUUCAUGUUCUCACCAGAUGAAAUGUCAAUGCUAUCCAAGUGCACAGUGGAUGCGGCCUCGAUGCUUUUUAACUCAUCCCCCACAAUAAUUGGUGAUGUUGAGGAAACCUCUGCAAGCAUAGAUUUUGAAGAGUUGCAGCAGUGUGGAUUCACUGUUGGUUUACCAUUGGAGAUGAGCACUAGCUUGGGAAGUGGGGAAGAAGACAUAUCUGCAAAGAAGCCUGCAAAUACAUGUAAUGUUAACAACAAUCAGUGGGGAGCUGUGAAGACUGUCAACUUUCCCUUCAAUCUGCAAUCAAAUCUUUCUGAUGAGUGGAAAUCCAACAUGCCAUGGGAUUCUCCGCAAUGCCCCAUUGAGAUGUCAACGAGUUAUUCCAUAAACAGAUGCUAUACCUAAUUAGGUGCAGCAUAAAGCAAGUCACCUUCAUCUGUUAGCAUUACUGUUAGCAUGAAGAAAAUCAAGAUCUCAUUCAGUGAUAUGUAUAUCUUAAAAGACAUGUCUGUUAACAGCAAAGCUAACAGGAUGAAAAGAAAGCUUUGGCUAGAUUAAGUCUUCAAACAAUUAUAUCAAUGUUUGUACUUUUGAAACUGAUAUUGUUUUCAUAAUCAUUA
Messenger RNA from Phoenix dactylifera (date palm), 2138 nucleotides. The record is from RefSeq and is a predicted model, not a curated record. NCBI's taxonomy places the organism in Eukaryota, Viridiplantae, Streptophyta, Magnoliopsida, Arecales, Arecaceae.